Molecule: messenger RNA, 1835 nt
Organism: Pungitius pungitius (ninespine stickleback)
Lineage: Eukaryota; Metazoa; Chordata; Actinopteri; Perciformes; Gasterosteidae
Gene: srrm4
Product: serine/arginine repetitive matrix 4
Exons: 13
Coding region: 1-1812 (603 amino acids)
Biological process (GO): mRNA processing; neuron maturation; regulation of RNA splicing
Cellular component (GO): nucleus
Molecular function (GO): mRNA binding
Source: RefSeq, a predicted model, not a curated record
AUGGUCUGCGGCAGCGGCGUCUGCGGCAGCGGCGUCUGCGGCAGCGGCGUCUGCGGCAGCGGCGUCUGCGGCAGCGGCGUCUGCGGCAGCGGCGUCUGCGGCAGCGGCGGCAGCAGCGGCGGCAGCAGCGGCAGCGACGACGGCAGUGUUGGGCCGCCGGCAACGUCAUCUUUUUGUUGUUGUUGUUGUUGUUGUUGCUUCUCUCACAGCUCGGAGACAACAGCGCGCCAGCCGGCGAAGGCCGACGAGGGGACGGCGGCGGGCGGCGCCCUGGACGCCGGGGACCGGAACGGCUGCGUCAAAGCGAAAGGCCGCAAGCGCCGCCGCGACCGCAGCCCCUCCUUCGAUGAGGAGCUCUCCCCCCGGCCCAAGGGGAAGAAGAAGAAGAAGAAGAAGAAGCGCAGGAAGAGGAAGAGGAAAAGGUCUCCCUCCUACAGCCUGUCGCCACUGCGGAAGAGGAAGAAGAAGAAGAAGAAGACGAGCUCCAGGAAAAGCAAGCGGCACAGGCAUACCUCCAAGAAGACCAAACACAGCUCGUCCAGCUCCAAGCGCAAGAGGAAGGAUGAGCGCAAGCACAAGAAAAGUUCGCGGACUCACUCUCGGCGGAGGCGACGCUAUCGGAGGUCAGAGUCGGACGGUUCGUCGUACCGAUCUCCCUCCGAGGACAGGAACCACGUGCACGGAUCUGCGGGGCGUCAGGCCUUCGGAGCGCUGGCAGAAUGCGGCGGAGGGCUCGACCACGCGGACCCGCAGCGGGGACCUGAAGCCAAAUCAGUGUGUAAAACGGCGCCAAAAUAUCGCUCCGUCCUCUCGACCGCUGGCAUUCCCUCGUCGGAGCCUGGAGGAGAGGUUUCGCCCGGCCGCGCCCGCGCGGUCCCGCGCGACUGCGACUCGGGGAACGACACGUCCUCGCCGCCGUCCAGCAAGGCGGGCGCCUGCCAGUCGAGCGCCGGUGACGCCAAGAGGGGCCGCUGCAGGCGCCCGUCCGCUGACGGAGACGACGCCUCGGACUCGGGGAACUCUGUGACCAGCUACGCUUCCCUGUGCAAACCCUACGUGGAGGACGGCCUGUCCGCAACCCCUCUCAGCGGGAACGGCAGGAGAGGCCAGAUAACCUUGGGGUGUCCGGCGGAGGUCGUGAGAUCCCCAAAGGGUUCCAGGUGUUCCCAAAGGAGGAGGAGGAGGAGGACGCCGUCCGGGAGGCGACCGAGAAGGCGGUCGUCCAGCAGCAGGAGCAGGAGCAGAUCCUCAGGGAGCUCCAGAUACCGCGGCCGCUAUUCUCGAAGCCUGUCGCUGUCCUCCUGCAGCUCGUACUCGCGCUCGGCGAGUUACUCAGGCAGCGUGGCCAGCUCCAGCUCCAGGGGAAGCUUCUCCAGACGCAGCGCUGACAGACUGCGAGACGGAAAGAGAACGCGCGGCUCCAGAGCGACAGAUGUGAAGCGCGCACAUAAGGUUGGUGGGAAGAGACCAGGACGGAAAUCCUACUCGCCCAUGAAGAAGCGGAGGAGGGACUCGCCGAGCCACCUGGAAGCACGCCGGAUCACAAGCGCCAGGAAGCGGCCCGUCCCUUACUUCCGACCGAGCCCUUCCUCCAGCAGCCGGUCCACCAGCGUGUCGUCCUGGAGCAGCCUCUUCACCCGCAGCCCGAGCCCGCUCACCAGCAUCAGCCGCAGCCGCAGCCGCAGCCGGACCCACAGUUACUCCUCCUACAGGAGCUACAGCCGCAGCUCGUCCUGGAACUCUAUCUUUGGGACCCGCAGUCGCAGCCGGAGUCGCGCUUCAUUGCACAAACGCUACAAAAGCAGGCGUUAGGGUCGCCGAAGGGUCACCGAAGG